GGAACAACGUUUAUAAAGAUGCCAUAUCUUAAAUUAGUUUUUGGUGGACUUGUAGCAACAGUUAACUCAUGUUGAAUUGUGAAGAGCUUGGUAGUAACAGCGAUUACCUUUUAUCGAAGUGUAAUUCAUACUGCACGUGAUGUCUAGAAAACAGUUUUUUGUGUAUAUCAUUUCUUUAGCCUUGUACCUUUUUUUAUUAUUAUUAUUUUCAAUGUUGGGACCUGAUCCAAAUGUAACCAUUUGAAGAAAACAACAUGGCCCUUUUUUCACUAAUCUUCCUUUUUAUUUUACAACAGAAAGAGCUUUUAAAAGACUCUGCGCGAUUAGCUGUUUUUCUACAAGAGUGUCUUUCUUUGGGUAGUCUUCGGGGAUUUCGACACUUUGAGACAUUUGUUCGGGGAAGAGAAGAACUUGUAUUAUUUGUUUCCUCAAAGGACCAUAAAAGUGUAUUCUCUACCCUCAUGCCUUUGCCUAUCUUGGAAAGUCACUAUACAGGAAACCAAGUGUCGAAAUGGAAAUUACCCGAGCUGAUAAGUCCAAUGGAUAAAGAUUUACGACUGGAAAAAGAUCGAACUGUAUUUCUUAUAGCCGGUUAUGCAAAAUAUCGAUGUCCGUAUGUCUGGUUAAGAUCACAUCAUGAACAACUUAUUCAACCUGAUCACUUAGAAGACGAUAAUCCGCUUCAGCUAUCCAAGACAACAGAAUGGAAAAAUAACAGUAUAUACUAUUUGCCCAUAGACUUUUUUUUUCGUUUUAUUUAUUAUUUGUUCAUCAUUUUAGAUGUGUCGUUAUGGGAAAUUCUAUCUGAAAUACUAUCCAUGACAAUUCGUCCUGACAAUCCUUUUGAGCUAGACUUUGGCUAUAUUGACGCAUUGCCUUUAGAAGAAGCAGUAUUACUGACCGGUGGUUUGAUAGUAUUUUUGGAAAAUAUUUGGGUACAGGCCGAUCCUAACAUCACUUUUGUCGAUAAAGGUAAAGCUCGUAAAGAAAAAAAUAGAGUUCAUCUCAUAAAAAUAGAGCCUCUGAUCAAAUUUAACUGUCCUUUAGUGUAUGAUGACAUAAAAGUGCUACAAUCAAAGCAUCUAGACAACAUGUACAGAUAUAGCAUAAAAGUCAAAACAGAUGGCUCGCAUUAAAAAGCAGUGAAUUAAAAAUGAUGCUUCAAAUACGUAUUUUUUAUUUUUGCGGGGCCUGGACUCUUUAUGGUAGUACAUAUCAUUCUGUAAAUAAGUUUUACAAAACUUCAAGUUACGUCAG
Mucor mucedo is the source of this 1257-nucleotide messenger RNA. RefSeq lists its product as uncharacterized. The record is from RefSeq and is a predicted model, not a curated record. The transcript has 5 exons. NCBI's taxonomy places the organism in Eukaryota, Fungi, Mucoromycota, Mucoromycetes, Mucorales, Mucoraceae. Bases 255 to 1136 code for a protein of 293 amino acids.